Molecule: messenger RNA, 1819 nt
Organism: Cajanus cajan (pigeon pea)
Lineage: Eukaryota; Viridiplantae; Streptophyta; Magnoliopsida; Fabales; Fabaceae
Gene: SNI1
Product: negative regulator of systemic acquired resistance (SNI1)
Biological process (GO): negative regulation of DNA-templated transcription; DNA damage response; negative regulation of systemic acquired resistance
Cellular component (GO): nucleus; Smc5-Smc6 complex
Molecular function (GO): transcription cis-regulatory region binding
Source: RefSeq, a predicted model, not a curated record
AAGAACCCAUGGUCAAAAAGCCUCUAUCAGAGGAUGCAGCAUUUUCCUAAUUCACCAGAAACGGAAAAUAAGCAAAAGCGGGAAAAUGGAGAACCCUAGCAGUAGUGAAAGAUGGAACAGAGCAGGGAUCGAUGAUAGCAUGCUGGCCAUGUUCGAUGCCUCCGAAACCAAGGAUGCUCAUCAAGAUGCCCUCGAUGAUCGGAUUACUUUUCUUGAUGCUGUUCGUGCUUCUUCAAUUGUGCCUGAACAUGGAAAACCACCCACUUCAAAAAUUUAUGGGGCGAUCUUCCACAUGCUGAGGACAGGGAAGUCUUUAGAGUUGAUUGUGGGAAGUUAUAAGCUUCUAGUUGACUUAGACAAGCGCUUCCCUCGUGUGUAUUUAUCUGGCACGGAUGAUUCCAGGUCGUCAUCUAACUCUUCAUCAAAAUUGGUUGUGGUUAAAGAGGCAUGGUCUCCCAUCAUUGAUUGCCCGGAUAAUGCUCAUGCUGUUGGUGAAGCAGGUGACAAACGGUCUGGUGAACCUCUUGACCCCUCUAGCUUUCACGUCCUGAUUGAAGAGCUCACUGAAAUUUUUUCUGAGACCAAAUUUCAAGCAGCAAGCAUCGAGCCCUUGAGGAACAUGUUACUCUUUCAGUACCUUGUCAUUGUUUUUGAGGAUGAUUUUCUACCUCGCAAUGCAACUUUGAACUGGAGCAUGCAGAGGGAGUCUUUGCUCAGCCUGCUACUGGGAUCUAGGAAAAUAAAUUACAAAGGCUUGAUGAAGGAUUGCAUGGCAAUUAUUUGUCAACUAUCUCAAAUUCUUCAAAGUGAACUCAGUAAUCAUUUGGAGCUUCAAGAAAGUUCUGAAUCUAAGUUAUCCAAAAAUUGUCAUAGUGCAUUGUCUCUUGCUUUACUCGGGGUUUUAAAGGACACGUGUGUCUCAAUUGAGAAACUUUUAGUGAUGAUUAUGGAUCUUGACAUGGCAAGGAAGAAAGCAAAUAUUGAAGGUCACACUACGAGAGCGGACAGUCCAAGAACACCCUUGAUCGACAUAAUUCUGGAUGAACUAGCUUACUACAAAGAUAGUGUCCCUGUUUUUCUUAAGAUCUUCAGUGAACCUAAAUGGAAGCUGGAAAUAGUUGUGCAAUAUCUGUGGAAAUACAUAACCAAGCCUUCUGUUCGCACUCGUAAGUCAAAUGAUUAUACCGAAGAUUCAACAUUUGUUGGGGCUUUGAAGUGCUUUUCAAAUAAAACUAGCACUAAGAGCUUAAUAAAAAAAAUUGGUGUAGAUGUAGUUCAAUUCCUUCUGGCUCAUGGUUUUCAGGCUCAAUUGUCAAUAUUGUCAAAAGGAAAUGCUGAUGACAACAUUGCUGGUAACAAAGAAGGGGGAGUCAGUGCUCUUGUGGAUUUGUGUCAUACUUUCAUCUCUGCUUUUGAUAAUUUGAGAAGCACGGAUGAGCAUAUGGAGAUAUUAUCAAUAGGAAAAGAGGCACUAUUUACUGCAGCAACUAUUAUCUCCAUGAAAUCAUAGGAGUGCUAUGCCGCAGCACUGUAUAGAAAAAUACAGCCUCUUUUGUAGUCAAGCUUGGGCUGGGCUUAUGUAGCUUGGAACCACGUGUUAUAUAAGAUACACGUGUGCAGGUAGUCCCAACUGAUGCAUCAUCUUGAAGGAGGUUUAAUUUUUUACAAUUGUUUGUUCAGAUUUGACAACAAUGCAGAUAAUGACACCAUCUUUGAGAUUCUUUAAUCACAUGAUAUGAUUCAUCAAUUUUCAGGGCAAUGUAUUUUUUUUUUUUAAUGAACAUGAUCUAUGUAAUAUCUAAAAACUGAUAAUCAAUAA